Messenger RNA from Sander lucioperca (pikeperch), 2803 nucleotides. It is a transcript of the gene dnm1l, whose product is annotated as dynamin 1-like. Gene Ontology annotation, cellular component: cytoplasm; microtubule; mitochondrion. The transcript is spliced from 20 exons. Gene Ontology annotation, biological process: mitochondrial fission; mitochondrial fragmentation involved in apoptotic process. The record is from RefSeq and is a predicted model, not a curated record. Bases 148 to 2349 code for a protein of 733 amino acids. Gene Ontology annotation, molecular function: microtubule binding; GTPase activity; GTP binding. NCBI's taxonomy places the organism in Eukaryota, Metazoa, Chordata, Actinopteri, Perciformes, Percidae.
GAGCAACUGUGUGCGCAGUUGUUGGCAGAUCCUCCAAAGAGACGCCAGUAGCUUUAGCCGUGAGACAUUGAAUGACUUUGUUGUACCCCUGUGCGGCAGAGUAAAUAAAGUUGCCUAUUUGACAGGUCGGGAUUAGUAUCGGAGCUCAUGGAGGCCCUCAUACCUGUCGUAAACAAACUGCAGGAUGUAUUUAACACGGUCGGCACAGACAUAAUUCAACUGCCGCAGAUAGUUGUUGUGGGAACUCAGAGCAGCGGGAAGAGUUCGGUUUUAGAGAGCCUGGUUGGCAGGGACGUCCUGCCACGUGGCACUGGCAUCGUCACACGCCGGCCCCUUAUCCUACAGCUAGUGCACAUCGAACCAGAGGACCGCCGAAAAACCAGUGAAGAGAAUGCCACAGAAUCCAAGAAAAAUGGACGCCUUUACAGAGGAAUCGACGGAGAGGAAUGGGGCAAAUUUCUACACACCAAAAACAAGAUCUACACAGAUUUCGAGGAGAUCAGGCAAGAAAUUGAAGCAGAAACACAAAGAAUUUCUGGCAAUAACAAGGGUAUUAGUAAUGAGCCCAUUCACCUGAGAAUCUUCUCACCACACGUUGUGAACCUCACAUUGGUGGACCUUCCUGGCAUUACAAAGGUACCGGUGGGAGACCAGCCCAAAGACAUAGAGCUCCAGAUCAGAGAAUUGAUCUUCAAGUACAUCUUCAACCCCAACUCCAUCAUCCUGGCUGUGACUGCUGCCAAUACAGACAUGGCAACCUCAGAGGCCCUCAAAGUAGCUCGCGAGGUUGACCCUGAUGGCAGGAGGACGCUAGCAGUGGUGACCAAGCUGGAUCUGAUGGAUGCUGGCACAGAUGCCAUGGAUGUAUUGAUGGGCAGGGUCAUUCCUGUCAAACUGGGCAUAAUUGGAGUCGUUAAUAGGAGUCAGUUGGAUAUCAAUCAGAAGAAGUUGGUGGCAGAUGCCAUCCGUGAUGAAUACGCCUUCCUACAAAAGAGAUACCCCUCCCUUGCAAACAGAAAUGGAACCAAAUAUCUGGCCAGAACAUUGAACAGGUUACUCAUGCACCACAUCAGAGACUGUCUUCCUGAUCUGAAGACGAGGAUCAAUGUGCUGGCAUCGCAGUACCAGUCGUUACUCAACAGUUAUGGUGAACCUGUGGAGGACAAGAGUUCCACGUUGCUGCAGCUCAUCACCAAGUUUGCUGCAGAGUACUGCCACACCAUAGAGGGCACGGCCAAAUACAUUGAGACAACUGAACUAUGUGGUGGAGCAAGAAUCUGUUACAUAUUUCAUGAAACAUUUGGUCGCACAUUGGAGUCAGUAGAUCCUCUGGGUGGUCUGACAACCAUCGAUGUGCUGACAGCAAUCAGAAAUGCAACGGGCCCGAGGCCUGCUUUAUUCGUGCCCGAAGUUUCGUUUGAGUUGCUGGUGAAGCGACAGGUCAAGCGUCUGGAGGAUCCCAGUCUGCGCUGCGUGGAGCUGGUUCACGAGGAGAUGCAGAGGAUUAUCCAGCACUGCAGCAACUACAGCACGCAGGAGUUGCUGAGGUUUCCAAAGCUCCACGAUGCCAUAGUAGAAGUGGUCACCUCUUUACUCAGAAAGAGGCUCCCAGUCACCAAUGAAAUGGUUCACAACCUGGUUGCCAUUGAGUUGGCCUAUAUCAACACAAAGCACCCUGACUUUGCCGAUGCCUGUGGCCUCAUGAACAAUAACAUAGAGGAGCAGAGACGCAACAGAAUGAGAGACCUGCCCUCUGCUGUCCCCAGAGACAAGUCCCUUAAAGGCCCAGGUGGGCACUCUCUCUCUCCCACUGAGCCUCAUGCCCUCGAGGGCGAGGCCACCAAGGCAGCAGCCAGCGGCUCUCAGAGCGGCGCUGCCAGCGAGCAGACAGACGGCGGGACGGGGAACUGGAGGGGCAUGUUGAAGAAGGGAGAGGACGGACCAGCUACUGACAGAGCCAUGCUCCAGGCCCCACUCCCUGCAAACCCACAUAAGGGCUACGCUGUCAACCUGCUAGAUGUGCCUGUUCCAGUGUCCAGGAAGUUGUCCUCUCGGGAGCAGAGGGACUGCGAGGUCAUUGAGAGACUCAUCAAGUCAUACUUCCUUAUUGUACGGAAAAACAUCCAGGACAGUGUACCGAAGGCCGUGAUGCACUUCCUGGUGAACCAUGUGAAGGACUGCCUGCAGAGUGAGCUGGUGGGUCAGUUAUACAAGACGGGCCUGCUGGAUGACCUGCUGACAGAGUCCGAGGACAUGGCUCAGAGACGCAACGAGGCUGCUGACAUGCUCAAGGCGUUACAGAAAGCCAGCCAGGUGAUUGCAGAAAUCCGAGAAACCCACCUGUGGUAAGGGCGGUCUCUCUUCAUCCCUCAUGAGCCAUCCAGAAGCUCCUGCUGUGUCUGCCAGCUCCUCAGACGGAGAGGCGAACAACUUAAAAAAUGCACUGUUGUGGAUAUGUGUAUAUCGAAACAUAGUUUUAAUGUAAAAAAAAGAACUUGGAUUUAAUGAAGGGCAGUACAUAUCAGCUCCUCAUCAUCAGCAUCACACAUACUCUUGUCGUAGUUAUUAUAUUUUUCUUAUGUAAUUGAAAUAAUAAAUAAAUAGAUGUUAUGCAUCACCACUAUGUGGAGCCUUGAUGAGGAAUGUCUGCUCUUAAUAUAGACUUAAGCUAGAAUUAAAGCUAGAAAUUACAAACCAAUGCUGCAACAUGUGGUUGCUCCCUUUAUCAUGUCAAUUAUUUUAUUAGAUGUUGACAAAAUAAUGUGUCUUCUGCUGAUUGUUCAAUAAAUGUACUUACUUUAGA